Molecule: messenger RNA, 1428 nt
Organism: Telopea speciosissima
Lineage: Eukaryota; Viridiplantae; Streptophyta; Magnoliopsida; Proteales; Proteaceae
Product: tyrosine-protein kinase Fer-like
Exons: 11
Coding region: 1-1428 (475 amino acids)
Biological process (GO): protein phosphorylation
Molecular function (GO): protein kinase activity; ATP binding
Source: RefSeq, a predicted model, not a curated record
AUGUAUUUCUUCCUCACUGCUUUGAAGAUUGCUCAUGUUCUGAAUGAAGAGAAGGCAGUAGCAUUGACAAAUACCGAUGGAGAACCUACAAGUAAAGAAACACUGCCUAAAUUUGCCGAAAGCACACCAAAGGAACUAUGGGAGGAUCUCGACAAGAAGUACAAAAUUGAAGAUGCUAGCAACAAGAAGUUUCUUGUGAAUUGUCGGAAAGAGUUGAAACAAAAGAAAGAUACAAUGACUAUGCAAGAAUUGAUAAAAAAAGCCGAUCAUUUCAAGAAACAGUGUAGAGUUUAUCUCAAGGAGAAGCAACAAAAGAACCAAGCCAACAUGGUUGACAAUGAUGAUUUGGCUGCUAUGAUAUCUGAAGCAUACACAAUUGGUGAUGAUGAGGAAUGGUGGAUAGAUUCUGGUGUAACCAAACAUAUUGCCAAGAACAAAAACUUGUUCAAGAUUUAUGUACCUAUAGUAGAUGAACAAGAUCUCUUUAUGAGAAAUUAUUCAACUGCUAAGGUCAUAGGAAAAGGCACAGUGGUUCUGAAUCUCACAUCUGGAAAGAAGCUUACUUUGACUAACGAAAACAUCAUAGUGUCCAAAGGAGGAAUUUAUGUUGGGAAAGGAUAUGCAUCGAAUGGGAUGUAUAAUGAUGAUGUUGUUGCAAUAAAAUGGAUAAAGAAUAAUCCAAAAAACAGAGAGAAUCAACGGAUGAUUGAAAGAGAGAUACAUAUUCUAUCACAAAUGAAUCACGACAAUAUAGUGAAGUUCAUUGGCGCGGCUGCCCAUGAAGCGUGUAUUAUUAUAGUAAUGGAGUUUAUGGAAGGAGGAGCACUCGUGGACUAUUUAGCGGAUGAUGACAAAACUGUAGAUUUAAAAAAAAGUAUACGCUUCGCCCUCGACAUAAGUAAAUCUACGGAGUAUGUACACGGAAAGAAUAUACUCCACCAGGACUUGAAAACCGGAAAUCUUGCACUCUCAAAGGACAAAGUGACAGUAAAGCUGCUGGAUUUGGGGCUAGGGGAGGAUGAAAUAACUGAAAUGAAUGUUAAGUCAGGUACAACCAUGUAUAUGGCUGUUGAGAGCGAUUUAAACUAUGAUCUCAAGACUGAUAUCUAUAGUUUCUCCAUCAUUCUUUGGGAGUUGCUAACAGAUCAAUCACCAUUUGGGGUUUAUACAGGAAAUCUUGCACUCUCAAAGGACAAAAUGACAGUAAAGCUGCUGGAUUUUGGGCUAGGGGAGGAUGAAACAACUGAAAAGAAUGUUAAGUCAGGUACAGCCAUGUAUAUGGCUCCUGAGGACAAAAGGCCUAGUCUGAAAGGCAUUCCGGAAGCAAUCAUCCCCCUCUUGGAGAGAUGUUGGGAAACUGCACCUCACACCCGUCCAGAGUUCAAUGAGAUUAGCAAAAGACUGAUUGAGUUCUUUGGAAUCAUCUAG